CCCAGACGGACUCACCGGCCACCGUCCCACUCCGCUGUCAUUCUCUUCGGUGCUCUCUCUCUCUCUCUUCCUCUCUCCAAAUCCCCAAAAUUUCAGGGUUUUGCGGUUUGUUCUCACCUCCGAUGAUCCACGCGAGCUAGGGUUGUGAUUCCUCUCGCUCGGCGCCCGAAACGCCAUCUCGUACCGGCCGUUUCUCUUCCUCUCCAGGGUUCCGAUCGCACCGUGCAGUUCGGCCGAGAUCGGUGCACCCAUGGGCGGCGACUGGCAACCCCUCCUGCAAUCGGUCUUCAUCGGCCUGAUCUUCUCUUACCUCCUCGCCAAGCUGAUCUCCUUGCUCUUCACCUUCAAAGACGAAGGCCUCGCCGUCGUCCGCACCUCCGCCGCGCAGUCGGCGAAGUCGGACUCGGGAGUUAGAGAUGCCGCUGAAUCCGCCGGCGCUGACGGUUCCGGCGAGUCGCGCGACACGGAUUCGGUGGUGGCCGAGCACGGUAGCGUGAGGAAUGAGAGCGCGGCGGGGACUGAGGAUGACGAUGAUGGCGGCGGUGGGGGAAGCGAUAGCGAUUGGGAGGGAGUGGAGAGCACGGAGUUGGACGAGGUAUUCAGCGCCGCGACGGCAUUCGUGGCGGCGGCCGCGGCCGAUCGCCUUUCCCAGAGAGUGGCGAAUGAUGUUCAGUUGCAGCUAUAUGGAUUGUAUAAGAUUGCGACCGAAGGGCCAUGCACCGCGCCGCAGCCAUCCGCGUUGAAAAUGACUGCGAGGGCUAAGUGGCAAGCAUGGAAUAAAUUGGGUGCAAUGCCACCUGAAGAAGCAAUGCAGAAGUACAUCGACAUUGUUACUGAGCUGUAUCCUUCUUGGAUUGCUGGCUCAAGUAUGAAGAGCAAAGGAAGUCAUGGUGAUGCACCUAGUGCAGAGACCAAAGGACCGAUGGGGCCAGUUUUUAGCACAUUUGUGCACGAGGAAUCUGGAUCUGAGUCGAAACUUGAUGCUAUACAUGCUUUUGCCAGAGAAGGCGAAAUAGAUAAUUUGCUUAAAUGCAUUGAAGGUGGUGUUUCGGUUAAUGUGAAAGAUAGUGAAGGUAGGACCCCCCUUCAUUGGGCUGUUGAUCGUGGUCAUGCAAAGGUCGUGGAACUGCUUGUCAGCAAGGAUGCUGAUGUAAAUGCAAAGGAUGAUGAGGGCCAAACUCCGUUGCAUUAUGCCGUUGUAUGUGACAGAGAAGGAAUUGCUGAAUUCCUUGUGAAGCAAAAUGCAAGCACGGAUGUAAAGGACAAUGAUGGCAACACCGCUCAUGAUGUUUGCGAGUCAGAUUGGCCAUGGAUGCGAUCUGCUGCGAAGCAUGCGGUCUAAUUGCAGUUCUAAUUCAGUUCUUCCUUGUAGGGCCACGAAAUGCUCAUCUAAACCGCUGCUUCAUGUACAUAUGGCUAUAUAGACUUAUCUCCUCGUUCGUUCCUUUUAAUGUUCCAGUCAGCAUUGUACAUGAAUAUCGGGGGCGCUAUUUGUUAGUCCUUAGUCCUGUUGCGUAUGCAUUAUCGAUCGGAAUGCUCGUUGAAUCUUGUUAAAGAAAACGUUUAUGGAAGGCAUUAAUC
Molecule: messenger RNA, 1581 nt
Organism: Rhodamnia argentea
Lineage: Eukaryota; Viridiplantae; Streptophyta; Magnoliopsida; Myrtales; Myrtaceae
Product: acyl-CoA-binding domain-containing protein 1-like
Exons: 6
Coding region: 251-1342 (363 amino acids)
Molecular function (GO): fatty-acyl-CoA binding; protein binding
Source: RefSeq, a predicted model, not a curated record